CAUAGUAUACAGCAGCGAGUGCUCUUGCAGAUCUUUUCAACAACCUGAUACUUGCAUCAGUGACUGGGAUGACGUUCCUCCAAUAAGUAACUCAUUAGGGUCACCCAGCAUGGGAGGGACAAGCAUGCUGAUUUGUGGGUAAAAUCAUCCCCCGCCUUCGACAUGCAGCUUCCCCUCCCAGAGCAUAUGGCAUGAGUGAUGAGCCUUUCUUCUAGCUUGUUCUGAGCUUUUUUUACCGUUUGACGAUUGAACCAAACUCCUCGACAAUGGACUCUCAACAAUUCGGCGACUCCAUCAAAGGAGCCCUGCCUUCUGACUUUGUUUGGGGGUUUGCCACGGCGGCAGCCCAAGUUGAAGGUGCAUGGAACAAGGAUGGCAAAGGCCUUUCGAUAUGGGACACGUUUGCUCAUACACCAGGCAAGGUGAAGGAUGGCAGUACUGGUGACGAUGCUGUGAAGUCUUAUGAUCUUUACAAGACGGAUGUUGAAUGGCUUCGCAAGUAUAAAGUCACAGGUUACCGGUUCUCACUUUCAUGGUCACGAAUCAUCCCCAUGGGCGGAAAGGAUGACCCUGUCAACGAGGAGGGUAUAUCAUACUACAACCGUUUGAUCGACGAGCUUCUUGCCAACAACAUCACGCCUUUCGUCACUCUCUUCCACUGGGACAUCCCUCAGGCGUUGGAAGAUCGUUAUGGGGGCAUGCUGAACAAAGAUGCAUACACUCCCGACUUUGUUCGUUAUGCCCGGGUAUGUUUUGAGCGCUUCGGCGAUCGCGUCAAGAACUGGAUCACAUAUAAUGAACCUGGCGUCUAUUCCCUUGCCGGUUAUGCCGCCGGAGUACACGCACCCGGUCGAUCCAGUUUCCGUGACCGCAAUGAAGAAGGGGACAGCAGCACAGAACCCUUCAUCGUCGGUCACACGGAGCUCGUGUCCCAUGCAUACGUCGCUGAUAUGUAUAAACGCGAGUUCAAACCUAUGCAAAAUGGCAAAAUCAUGAUUACUCUUCAUGGCAAUUGGUCUGAGCCUUGGGAUGCCGAUGAUCCACAAGACCAGGAAGCAGCGGAACGAGCAAGAGAGUUCGAAAUUGCCUGGUUUGGCGACCCUUUGUACAAGACAGGAGAUUACCCGGAGUCCAUGCGUGCACAGCUGGGUGAACGUCUUCCCAGAUUUACACCAGAAGAAAGCAAGCUUGUACUGGGAAGUUCAGAGUUUUAUGGCAUGAACUCUUACUCAGCUUUCUACGUCCGUCACCGUGACGGGCCUCCUGAUAUAAAUGACCAUUUGGGUAACGUUGAGAAGCUUGAUGAGAACAGAAAAGGUGAAUGGCGAGGUCCCAUGAGCGACACAUACUGGCUACGAACGACUCCCUGGGGCUGGGCCAAGUUGCUUCGCUGGAUCUGGAAUCGCUAUGGUGUACCAAUCUAUAUUACUGAGAAUGGUACCACGGCACAGGGUGAACAUGACUGGAAGCCGGAGGGUCCUGAUGAUGUGUUGGAAGAUCCUUUCAGAGUUGACUUUUACAAGAGUUACCUUACAGAAGUCGCCAAGGCAUCGCAGGAAGGCGUUGUGAUCAAGUCGUACUUUGGAUGGACAUUCACAGAUAAUUGGGAAUGGGCUGCAGGUUUCUCGGAUCGGUUCGGGGCGACGUGGAUCGAUUUUGAAUCUGACGAUAAGACGAGGUAUGCCAAAAGGUCUGGGUACUUCUUGGGGGAAUUUUUCAAUCAUCUCAUCAGCAAGGAUUAGCACUAUAACACCUCUGGAGCCCGAAUACAUAUCCAGGUGUCGCCUUUAAAGAAUGACAAAACUUAUAUAAUUCAAAAUCACUAGAUAUAUCUAGAGUUAUCACGUGGAAUUCCAUCA
This is a messenger RNA of Fusarium redolens, 1859 nucleotides long. RefSeq names its product glycoside hydrolase superfamily. The transcript has a single exon. The record is from RefSeq and is a predicted model, not a curated record. Gene Ontology annotation, molecular function: beta-glucosidase activity. Gene Ontology annotation, biological process: carbohydrate metabolic process. Bases 267 to 1742 code for a protein of 491 amino acids. Lineage: Eukaryota; Fungi; Ascomycota; Sordariomycetes; Hypocreales; Nectriaceae.